AUGCCGCAAACUAUCAGCUAUGUACACUGAAAAAUCGGUUGAAUUUGAUUGUUCUAAUAAGCUAAACAAUACAAUUUAGAAAGCCGUUGUGCGUUAGAACAAGCAACGGAGGAACGUGUUGCAGAAGUUUUCUAUUUCUAUAACACUACGAGGGGACGAGUAAAGUGGGACACCUCGAACUGUUAGAACGAACAAGAAAGAAAGAAAAGAGAAGACAGCAAAGGUGAAUAAGAUAUUCACCAAACAGAGCAAUUGCUAAACAAACUGAAAUGGUUUAAUUAUUCAUGUGCAAUGUGGAUAGACAGCCAUGGGAAAAGUUGAUAAGUCCAUCAAAUCAAAUUAAGGAGCAAAAAAAGUAGGUUUGAAUUGUCCUUCUGAAUGGUACUUAUGUUUUUUGUCCAUGAUUGAAUGGUUCUCAUGAAUCACAUGCUGUGGGACAGGCUUCGCAAUUGGCAAAAGACUAAGGAGUAAUGACCACAAAAGUUUUAGAACAAACAACCUUAGUAAACAAAACAAAUUAAUCAGUUUAGUCAAUUCAAAAUUAGCAUGACUUAUUCUUCAAGAAAUAGUGGUUUUGUGGCAUGACUUUUCUGCAUGCCAUGGGAAAUCAAUAGUUUCCUUACUGGAGAAGUUUGGGGCUCUAUAUAAGCGAGGUCUUGGUCUUGCUUGUUCCCCGAGAAGACUCGUGGGAUCUCUAUUUUCUUGGCCAAUAUGAAGCAAAAGAUUGUGAUGAAGGUACAGAUGAAUUGCCUAAAAUGUCAGAGCAAGGCACUCCAGGUUGUAGCUGAAGCAAAUGGGGUGAGCUUUGUGGGGUUAGGGGCGCAGAAAGAUAGAGUGGAGGUGAUUGGGGAUGGAGUUGAUGCUCCAAAGUUGGUGAAAAGUCUGAGGAAGAAGGUUGGCCACACUGAGCUCCUCACCGUAGAAGCUGUGAAAUGAAUACAACAAGCUAUAGAAGCUUGGAAGACCAUGCUUUUGCCUGCCAAUCCAAUAAGAGAGGGAGAGAGAGAGAGAGAGAGAGCUAUUUUGUUUUUAAUAUUAUGUACAUUUCGUUACUACAGCUGCAAUGAUGCUUCUAACUAAUCAUGACAGCAAUAGAAUAGCAGUUAUAUCUUAUCUCAUUGCAGAAAGAUCUGCAAAGUAACAUUGACCAUGAUGGUUAACAAAAUAAAUUCCAUAAGUAACGAAAAGAGACCGUAGUUAGACAAAGACGUGCCUGUACACCAUUAUCUAAAACAGGCAACAAGUUGACUCCUCAAUGUUGCCUAUUCCCACCUCAAUAAACGAAAAAUUAAGAGCAGCACAGAAAAACAUGAUGCAUGAAUAGUUAACAAAAUAAAUUCCAUCAGUAACGAAAAGUGACCGUAGUUAGACAAAGACGUGCCUGUACACCAUUAUCUAAAACAGGCAACAAGUUGACUCCUGAAUGUUGCCUAUUCCCACCUCAAUAAACGAAAAAUUAAGAGCAGCACAGAAAAACAUGAUGCAUGAAUAGCAAUGGACAAUCCAUGGAAGUUGUUAUCCAUUGAUGCAUCAUCCAUGGAAAUAUAUCCUGAAGGUAAGGGAUGAUGUGAAAAGAAAUACCAAGAACUUUAAGUCCACAUAAUGACAGAACAGAAAAAACACCAUAGUCAAAACAAGGCAAAUGUAAGGUUUUAAAUAUAUCCAAUUUGACAAAGCCCCAAGAAAUAAAUGCUAAUUAUGUUUAUCACACUUUCCAAUUUCUUUCAGGAAAAAAUGAUUAUGUUCAUUAUUCUCAUUAACCACUUUCAGCAUAAUAGCUAAAUGCCUACACAGUGAGCUGUUAGACCUACAUUCACAAUUCGUUGUUCCUAUGAGAAUCAGCAAAGAACACCACCAUGUUUAAGUUACUGUACAUUUUGGUGCACACAGUAAGAAUUUUUUAUGUUCAACUUAAACGUCAAUGCAUAAGGAAAAAAGUCUAAAUCUAGCAAAGUGAG
Molecule: messenger RNA, 1958 nt
Organism: Corylus avellana
Lineage: Eukaryota; Viridiplantae; Streptophyta; Magnoliopsida; Fagales; Betulaceae
Product: heavy metal-associated isoprenylated plant protein 47-like
Molecular function (GO): metal ion binding
Source: RefSeq, a predicted model, not a curated record